AUGAGUGCCGAGCAGCCACAGGUUGUGCAGCGGUCUGAUGUCUGGAUGACUGCCAGAAUUGAAUUACAACAACCAGCCUCUGGCAGUAAUGACUUUAAGCUUGGCUUCUAUGAAUCCUCUCCUCUCGAAAUCUGCCAAUUCUAUCCCCUCUGCUUUUCCUGUGUAUUUAACUCACUUCCCAUUCCUUCCUGUUUGGUUAGUUCUUGUCGCCACCAGUUGGAUACGUUGAGUGGACAGUCUUCUGUUGUCUGCACUAGUGACACGCUCUGGACCAGUGCUAAAGGCGCCAAUGGGUCGGCAGGAUCGGGCUUAUGGACGGUUGCUAGCAUUGACCUGGUGCGACGCGCUGGUGCUGAUGGCGAUUUCAAGCUCUGUGAAACGGUUUCAUCUCAUUCCUUUCUCUUCCCGUCUUUCUUUUCACCCUUUCUGGUCGUUGCCGCAAGGUGUGGGCUUCACAGUUCACCAACUUAUCGCUCACCCUUUAGCUCCUGCAGAGUGGAGGUAGACGCUAAGACCGGCGAUCCGGUUACACUGUGUCAAAAUAAAGCCCUAUGGAAGGGAGAAACGCGUAACAAUGAAUUCAUCCUGGCCACCGUGGAUUUGCCUUCACUCGGAGAGGAUAUCUCCUACAAGGUACGCUUACGGGGUCCUCUUAUACUGGACUGA
Messenger RNA from Dibothriocephalus latus, 666 nucleotides. The record is from the annotation of a GenBank genome assembly. NCBI's taxonomy places the organism in Eukaryota, Metazoa, Platyhelminthes, Cestoda, Diphyllobothriidea, Diphyllobothriidae.